UGAGCAUCGAGGGUGAAUAAACCACCGGUUUUGGUUCCUCAAUAUUAUUUUAAAAUCAAAACAAACGCGAUCUAUUGAGUUAUCCCUGAAUCGUAUAAGUUUUAACGUGACUCGUACUAUCAUUAUCGCAAUCCACCAACGAUAUACGGUAAAAUCGAUAAAAAUUGUCAGGUGUGAAUGAAACCGAGCUUUCGAUUUCAGUAAAUCAUCAUUGAAUAUCGCGUGUAUCGAGAUACUGAUCGUUUGCAAGAGUAGAUAACUGUGUGAUGACCUUAGUGGGAACAAACGACGAGAAUUCAUUACCAAUGAUGUUGGGCGUACAGCAGCAUCACCACCACAGUGGUUUACAUACAAACAACAUCAACAACAAUGGUAGCAUCAAUGUACAGAGGGGCAAUGUGAUUGUCUCGACUGGUGGUGUUACGAGUAAUGAUCUUAAAAUGCAGAACUGCAAGAGGAGCAAAAUGUACCAGACAACGCCGUAUGGAACAGUGCCACAUCAGCCAGCUUCAGUAGCAAGGAGAAAUGCCCGUGAGAGGAACAGAGUUAAACAAGUUAACAAUGGAUUUGCCACUCUUCGUCAGCAUAUUCCCCAGAGUGUGGCACAAGCACUUGGUGGUAAUACAGCUGGUACACACGGUGGAUCAAGAGCUGGUUCUAAAAAAUUGUCAAAGGUUGAGACCCUGAAGAUGGCUGUUGAGUACAUCAGGAGUCUUCAGCGCUUGUUGGACGACGAGAGCUCAGAGACAAGCAGUGCACCAUCGACAUCACCAUCACCCCUGUCAUCCACCUGUGGAUCAACAUCGAGAAUUGAUAUGCACACCAGCGAAUUACACUCACCACAUGUUACGGAUAUACAUCGACAGCAUCUUAGGCAGAAUCCAAGCCCGUCGUCCUUCGUACCACCGCCUUGCUCCGAGGCAUCCAGUUCACCGACCCCGAGCUUCAUCUCCGAAACAUCCUCCGGUGGCAGUCAGGGAUAUGGCAGUGCAUCGACAGCAUUAUACACACCACAUCCUGAUAGCUACGACAAUUACGAUCCAAUGAGUCCCGAGGAUGAAGAGUUACUUGAUGUCAUCACCUGGUGGCAGCAGAGCCAAUGAGCACUGAAUAACUACGUUCCACCGAUAAUCCCUGCUGAUUCUUCAGAAUUAUUCAUUGGACUGAGGGAAAAAAUUCAGGUGGACGUUAAACAAAAUUCACUCGGGCUGUUCCAUCAACUGUGAUCUAGUCAUGUACACUCUGUACAAACCUCUAUGUGCUUAACAAGAAGGAAAAAAAAUGAAGAAUGGAGAGAAUGUGAGGAGCUGGGAUGCCCCGCUGAGGAGAUACCUUCCAACAUUAACCAACUUUUUCGUUACUCGUUGAAACACUGAGUUUACGAGUUGUCGACUAUUUUUCCGCACAAGAAUAUUUUUUAAUGAAUUUUUAAAGAGACUAUGUACAUACAUUUUUUUCGAUUAUAAAUAUUGUAUAUUACGUUAAUGUUAAGAUAUUUUACGAAAUUUAAGAUGUACGAUAGAGCAGAGAGAUAGAGCGAAUGAACGAGUAGAAUUAUAUCCAUUCAUGACUUUGCCUUAGGCAAUAAAAAAUAUGUAAAUUAUCAACUCGAAAUUCCAAUUCGCUCAAUUAUUUAUGGAUGAAUCGGUUAUCUUAGUGAAUCUGUUUGUCAAUUCAUCAUAGAAAAUUUUUCGUCAUCAAUUCGACUGAAAUGCCAGUGCCUUAUACUUGAUUCUGUAAUUUUAUCGG
Molecule: messenger RNA, 1749 nt
Organism: Fopius arisanus
Lineage: Eukaryota; Metazoa; Arthropoda; Insecta; Hymenoptera; Braconidae
Product: achaete-scute complex protein T3
Exons: 2
Coding region: 267-1103 (278 amino acids)
Biological process (GO): developmental process; regulation of transcription by RNA polymerase II
Molecular function (GO): protein dimerization activity; RNA polymerase II transcription regulatory region sequence-specific DNA binding; DNA-binding transcription factor activity, RNA polymerase II-specific
Source: RefSeq, a predicted model, not a curated record